Messenger RNA from Dicrocoelium dendriticum, 219 nucleotides. The record is from the annotation of a GenBank genome assembly. NCBI's taxonomy places the organism in Eukaryota, Metazoa, Platyhelminthes, Trematoda, Plagiorchiida, Dicrocoeliidae.
AUGAGUUGUAAUCUGAACGAAAUGAUCAAUGUUCUACACAAGCAGAAGGUUUUCGAAACAGAAACUGGCCCGAGUGUUUCGACACUCAAUGUUUGCCAUCGUCGUGGUAGAACCGUAGGCCGCAGUAUCCGCACGCAUGACUUCCGGGUUGGUCCUGCAAGAAACGAGCGGAAUAAAUUCGUGUGUUACUGUGGAUUCGUGCGGAACGAAACACUGUGA